GGAUGGUGAGUCAAAACGUAUGGAUAAUGAUUGAGUGAUGUUGGAAAAGGAUUUACGGCAAAAAAACAGAGGCAAAUUCGUUACCAGUUAAAAAAUGGCGGCUUUGCUCCAGACCGUCCAUGGUGGUAAACCCAAUUACCCAACUUGUAGACUCUUAUUCCUCAUUGAUUCUUUCGGUUUUGGGCAUUUGGGCAUAGAACGUGUGGUUGUUACCAGAACCUUGACUCUUGUUUAUCCUGCUACCUAUAUGUCCAGGCAUAUAGCUCUGAACCAUAUGACAAGCAACAGUAACAGUGGCUUGGGACGGUUUCUUUUCACUCCGCCUCAGCGGCUAAGCCAAGGUAUCUGUUACUUGGGAGUAGAGCUAAGCAAUGUGUCAUGGACUUACAGAACCAAAAUGGUGGUUCGGUGCAAGGCCGGAGCAGUGCCUCUGAUGAAGCAAGGCGACCGGUUUCUCUCCUCCCUGUCGUCCCCAGCCUUAGCUGGAGAUCCGUCAGUAGUGAACCGACACAUUAAGAAGUUUGUGGCUGCUUCUCCCAAAUCAGUGGCUCUCAAUGUCCUCUCUCAUCUCCUCUCUGAUCAAACUUCCCAUCCUCAUCUCUCCUUCUUUGCUCUCUCUUUGUAUUCGGAAAUUACCGAAGCAUCGUGGUUUGAUUGGAAUCCUAAACUCAUUGCUGAACUUGUUGCGUUGCUCAAUAAACAAGAAAGAUUUGUUGAAUCAGAAACUCUAAUUUCUACUGCAGUUUCAAGGCUGAAGUCAAAUGAACGAGACUUUGCUCUCUUCCUCUGCAAUCUGGUUGAUUCAAAUUCUAAACAAGGGUCUAUACAAGGAUUUGAUGAAGCCUGUUUUCGUUUGAGAGAGAUAAUCCGAAGAUCGUCAUCAGUUUAUGUUAAAACCCAAGCUUACAAGUCUAUGGUUGCUGGAUUAUGCAACAUGGAUAAACCUCAUGAUGCGGAAAGAGUUAUCGAGGAGAUGAGAGUGGAAAAGAUAAAGCCGGGAUCGUUUGAACAUAAGUCUGUUCUAUACGGGUAUGGAAGAUUGGGAUUGUUUGACGACAUGAACAGAAUAGUGCACAGAAUGGAAACAGAAGGUCACAAAAUCGACACUGUUUGUUCAAAUAUGGUUCUCUCUUCCUAUGGAGCUCAUGAUGCACUUCCCCAAAUGGGUUCUUGGUUACAGAAAUUGAAGGGUUUUAAUGUUCCUUUCUCCAUAAGGACGUAUAACUCGGUCUUGAAUUCUUGUCCUACCAUCAUAUCACUGUUGAAAGACUUGGAUAGCUGUCCGGUUUCUCUUUCUGAACUGCGUACUUUUCUGAAUGAGGACGAAGCGCUUCUGGUCCAUGAAUUGACUCAGUCAUCAGUUUUAGAUGAAGCAAUUGAGUGGAACGCGGUCGAGGGUAAGUUGGAUUUACAUGGUAUGCACUUGAGCUCAUCGUAUUUGAUAUUGCUGCAAUGGAUGGAUGAGAUCAGACUUAGAUUUAGCGAAGAAAAAUGUGUGAUUCCUGCCGAGAUAGUAGUUGUUUCUGGAUCCGGAAAGCACAGCAAUGUAAGAGGAGAGUCACCGGUAAAAGCGCUGGUUAAAAAGAUAAUGGUGCGUACUGGAAGCCCGAUGAGAAUUGACCGGAAGAAUGUUGGUAGUUUUAUUGCCAAGGGAAAAACUGUAAAAGAAUGGCUCUGCAAAUGAAGAUUUAUAACUGUAUAUUUUGAUCAUUAUCUGCUUAAGAUGGUGUUGAUUGGUGAUUCCGGUGUUGGUAAAUCGUACAUGUUGCCAAGAUUCACCAGGAAUAAGUUUUGCUUAGAAUCAAACUCGUGGUGUCAA
Arabidopsis arenosa is the source of this 1819-nucleotide messenger RNA. The record is from the annotation of a GenBank genome assembly. NCBI's taxonomy places the organism in Eukaryota, Viridiplantae, Streptophyta, Magnoliopsida, Brassicales, Brassicaceae.